AUGUCAGUCGCCGACACCAUCGAAUACGUGACCCUGGGCAAUCCUGUCAGCAAAAUGGUAGCAUCGUCCGCAUCCGCCCUGCUCCGCACGCUUGGUCUGCGUCCCAAGAAGGUGCCGGUGCAGGAGACGAGUAUGGCGCUGAUUCCUGCCGCGAACUACGCGCAUUCACACGGAUCGCUCUACCGACUGGCCGGCAGCCACUACCACUUCAUUCGGCUGGCCGGGAUCGGCGGCGCGUCGGCCAUCUUUAUGGGCGCCUACUGCAAGUACGUCCUGAAGGACGUCAGCGAUCCCAAGGAGCAGGUGGACUCGCAGGCCUUUGCUGAUGUGGCCAAUCGUAUCCACUUCCUGCAUUCCUUUGCCAUGAUGGCCAUGCCUCUGGCCCACUAUCCCGUAUUCACUGGCACUUUGAUGAUUACGGGCAUGAUGCUCUUCAGCGGCUGCAUGUACUACCGCGCUUUGACUGGCGAGAAGCGGCUGCAGCCGUACGCGACUGUCGGAGGAUUCUGCCUGAUGGCCGCGUGGCUGUCGCUGGUCCUAUAGGAUGCGCGGAGGGGAGGCCAACUAUCUAUUUUCCAUGUAGCACAUGCUGAACUGCUAUUUAGUGCAGAGGCAAAUAAAGCUAAGCCAACUCUAACAUACAUCAUCUAACAUAAUACAACAUCAACUAAA
This is a messenger RNA of Drosophila mauritiana, 672 nucleotides long. RefSeq names its product transmembrane protein 256 homolog. NCBI's taxonomy places the organism in Eukaryota, Metazoa, Arthropoda, Insecta, Diptera, Drosophilidae. The transcript has 3 exons. The record is from RefSeq and is a predicted model, not a curated record. Bases 1 to 543 code for a protein of 180 amino acids.